AAUACAAUUUUUGUUUUUUGAGAUAAUUAACUCUGUUUAAUGAAUCUAUAAAAAUGUAAAAUGAAGAAAAAUUCAUAUUAUCUUUUUAUAUUAUUAAUCCUCUGAUAUAUUCUAUUUUAUUUUGCAUGGUUCUUAAGAACUUUCCAUUAUUUUGGUCAAUAAGUGUUUUUAACUUCUUCAAGAAAUAUUAUUUUANUAAUAAUGUAUGAAAAUAUUGAAUUUAGUUUUGCUUAAACAAAUUUUUAUCCAACUCCUUCACAAUUAUCAUAAAAUUAUAAGAGAGAUACAUCUAAAAUCUAGCUUCCUUCAAAUGGAUCAGAAAUGGAAAAACAAUUGAAAACAUAAUUUAUUGCAGAUGGAUCAGUUUUUGGGGAAUAUUAAUCAAUUUUAAGAUAAGCUAGAGUACCAGCUUAUGUAAUACCUCCUCCUCCUCCUCCAAAACCAGAAGAGUAAGCAGCUUAAAUAUUUUUACGAUUACCAUACAAUUAUCUAGAUUAAAAUGCUAAUUCAAAAAAUGAAUCUAACAAUAUUUAAAAACCUUAAAAUUAGUAGCUUUGUUAAAUUUCAAACUUUUUAUCUACUAUUUAAAAUUAAAACUUAUCUUUACAAAAUUAACAAUAAUAAGAGCAAAUAUAAAAUCCAGCUGCAAUAUAAGCAAGUCUUUUAAAUAAUCAAUAAUAAAUGGAUUUAUAAAUGUAAAUUAAUCAAACACCAAAUGGUUUAGACAGUGAUUUUAUAACUAAUAUAAAAAAAACAGUUAAUGUAUUAGGAGGGAUUGAAGAUACUGUUUAAAGUAUAAUUUUAAAGAUAUAUAUAGUUAUGAAAUAAUCUUUAUAAGAUUAUGAAUUACAUCAUUAGAUAUAAAAAAAAAUAGAAAAGUAACCAAUCUUCAUAAACUCGUCAUUGAUGAAUCCACAAAAGACAAAUUUAUAACAAAUAAAUCAAUAAUAAUAUCAUCCUUUUGAAAGAUAUAUGGCAACAGAACCUUUAUAGAUUGUGUAAUAAUCACAAAAAUUAAGAGAAUAAAAGUUAUAAUAGAAUAUUCAUUAAUGA
Paramecium sonneborni is the source of this 1053-nucleotide messenger RNA. The record is from the annotation of a GenBank genome assembly. Lineage: Eukaryota; Ciliophora; Oligohymenophorea; Peniculida; Parameciidae.